UGCAGCUCUCACCACCAUGGUUCCCAAUGUGCCAAACGACAGUGGCGUCAUCCUCGAAGUGGUACGAGAAGUCCCAACGAUGAAUUCGGCGAGAAAAAAAGGCGUGAGGAAGCGGUCAUCUUCGCCCUUUAUGGGGCCCACAGCUGCCCUGCCACACCUUAUGGACAGCAUUUGGAGCGUGCCUCUGAUCACAGGAGCCGCGGCCUUCCUCAGCACGGCGGGCAUGUCCACCUGCGGAUUCUUCUACGUCGUGUACAUGGACCACUACGGAAUAACACGCCAGGAAGCGUCCUGGCCCGCCAGCAUUAACCUGAUUGUCUCCCAUGUGAUUGGUAAGACGAAUUGA
Dermacentor silvarum is the source of this 346-nucleotide messenger RNA. RefSeq lists its product as uncharacterized. The record is from RefSeq and is a predicted model, not a curated record. The transcript has 2 exons. Bases 17 to 346 code for a protein of 109 amino acids. Lineage: Eukaryota; Metazoa; Arthropoda; Arachnida; Ixodida; Ixodidae.